Messenger RNA from Carica papaya (papaya), 2731 nucleotides. Lineage: Eukaryota; Viridiplantae; Streptophyta; Magnoliopsida; Brassicales; Caricaceae. The record is from RefSeq and is a predicted model, not a curated record.
CUCCAGCUGGUUUAAUUUUGUCCUCUCUUAUACUUAAGAGACAUUCACAAGAAGAUAAAUAGAUUACGUGAAUACCAAAGGUUAAUAUUCACCACAAAGAAACAAAAAAUCGAUUAUCACAAACCCACAAGAAACAGAGCUUGGUGACAAGUGCUUUUUUCUUCAUCAACCCAUGCAAUAUAAGUACCCCUGAACUUUCUCUUUAAACACAGCAAAGUUUUUUUAACUCUCAAGUCACCUCCAUGGCUAAGGCUGGUUGGUCUCUCUGUUCCCUCAUUCUUGCAACACUUCUACUGCAAUGCUGCUCUCUCGAAGAUGAUAGGAAGGUUACACAUCUUUCUUCUUCUUUUCCCUAUACUACACAUAUCUUAGUUAUGUAUGUAGCUACUAUUUAUGGAUGAAAAUAUGUGCAUGUAUAUAAACUCUGAGUGAAAAUUUGAUUAGUUAAAUAUAAUAAAGCUAAAUGCAUGCUUGCAUAUACAAGGUUCAUAUUGUUUAUAUGGGAGAUCGACCAAAGGACAGCGCAUUGGUGGCAUCGACACACCACAGCAUGCUAGCACAUGCAACUGGCAGUAAGCGUUUGGCUAGAGAGUCACUUAUCUAUAGCUAUGGGAAGAGCUUUAAUGGAUUCGUCGCCAAACUUUCUGACACAGAAGUUGCAAGGAUUUCAGAUAUGGAAGGCGUAAUUUCAGUGUUUCCCAACACGAGACUGCAAAUUCACACUACAAGAUCAUGGAAUUUCAUGGGCUUUGACCAACCACAUUCAGUUUUUGGUACCGAAUCAGAUGUCAUCAUUGGACUGCUAGAUACAGGAGUUUGGCCUGAAAAUCCAAGCUUUGCCGAUGAUGAUAUCGGCCCACCCCCUGCAAAAUGGAAAGGGAUAUGCCAGGGAGCAAAUAAUUUCACCUGCAACAACAAGGUCAUUGGAGCUCGGUUCUACGACAUAGAGAACAUAUCCUUACCUGGUUGGGACAUAAAUUCACCAAGGGAUGCAGAGGGACAUGGCAGCCACACUGCUUCAACAGCAGCAGGCAGAGAAGUUCAGGACGUAAGCUACUUCGGUCUUGCCAAGGGUGUAGCUAGAGGAGGAGUCCCAAAAGCAAGAAUUGCCGUAUAUAAAGUGUGCUGGCUACAAGGCUGCACUGUGGCAGACAUUUUAGCUGGGUUUGAAGAUGCAAUAGCAGAUGGAGUUGACAUUAUUUCGGUUUCAUUAGGAUCAGACUGGCCUUCCCCAUACCACAAAGACCCCAUUGCUAUUGGCACUUUCCAUGCCAUGAGAAAUGGGAUUUUAACUUCUUGCUCUGCAGGAAACAGUGGGCCGUACAGAGGACAGGUCUCAAACUAUGCACCCUGGGCACUGACAGUGGCUGCAAGCACAAUUGACAGAAGUUUUGUCACCCAAGUUGUCCUUGGAAAUGGGAAAACCUUCCUGGGAACAUCACUCAACUCCUUCAAUCUUACAAAGACAACAUUCCCAUUGGUAUAUUCAGCAGAUGCAGCAAAUUAUACCUUGGGGAUUGAUGAUGAGAUUGCUAGGAUCUGCUUCCCUGGAACUCUGACUCCACUUAAAACCAAGGGAGCAAUCAUCCUCUGUGAUGUCCUUUAUGAUGGCUCAGUAGCCUUAGAUGGCGAAGCUGUAGGUGUUAUAAUGCCUUCUUCUUUUGAGGAUUUAGCAUUUGCUUUCCCUGUACCAGUGGCAGUCAUCAGCUACGAAGAUCAUGAUCUCGUACUCGACUACAUCAAAUCAGCAGAGAAUCCUACAGCAACUAUUUUGACAACCGAGCCAUGGACGGAUAUCAUGGCCCCUUCAGUGGUCUUUUCAUCAAGAGACCAGCCCAUCAGUCUAUAUCCUCAGGUAUAUAAGCCUGACAUUACAGCACCUGGAGUUAACAUUCUUGCAGCAUGGUCUCCCCUUGGUGGUGCUUCAGUUUCGCCUUCUGAUAGUCGAAAAGUAGAUUAUUUCGUGAUCUCUGGCACAUCCAUGUCUUGCCCUCAUGUUUCUGGGGCUGCAGCAUAUGUCAAGUCCGCCCACCCAACAUGGUCUCCUGCUGCUGUGAAGUCUGCCCUCAUGACUACAGCUAAAGUCAUGGACUCAAGGAAGAAUGAAGAUGCCGAAUUUGCCUACGGUGCUGGCCAUAUUGACCCACUGAAAGCUAUAGACCCAGGUCUAGUUUACGAUGCAAGUGAGGCGGAUUAUGUGGAUUUCCUGUGUAAGGAGGGUUACAACACUACCCUUGUAAGAAUUAUCAGUGGUGACAACAGCAGUUGUCCGAGUGACCAACCUGGCAAGGCCUGGGAUCUGAACUACCCAUCAUUCAGUCUCUCAUUGCUUGACGGAGAGACGGUCAUGGCUACUUACCCCAGGACAGUCACCAAUGUAGGCCCAGCCAACUCAAUUUACCAUGCCAAAGUGUCAAUGCCUUCGCCAUUUACCGUCGAAGUAGAGCCAACAACCCUCAGCUUUUCAGAGGUUGGAGAGAAGAAAUCAUUUACGCUAAAGAUUUACGGAUCUCCCAUUGUCAACACUCCCAUUGUCUCAGGCUCACUUGAAUGGACAGAUGGGCAUCAUGUUGUUAGGAGUCCCAUUGUUGUCUUCAAUAACAUUCCUUCCAUUUGGGCAUCUCUGGAUGAUCAGUCUGCAAUGAGCCAUAAGAAGUAUACUGGUUCAUGGAACGGCACUACCCCCUACCACAAGAAUGGGAUCUUCAGGGCAAUGAAGAAAAGAGCCUAA